This is a messenger RNA of Nematolebias whitei (Rio pearlfish), 265 nucleotides long. Its product is annotated as teneurin-3. NCBI's taxonomy places the organism in Eukaryota, Metazoa, Chordata, Actinopteri, Cyprinodontiformes, Rivulidae. The record is from RefSeq and is a predicted model, not a curated record. Gene Ontology annotation, biological process: neuron development; heterophilic cell-cell adhesion. Gene Ontology annotation, molecular function: protein homodimerization activity; cell adhesion molecule binding; protein heterodimerization activity. Gene Ontology annotation, cellular component: neuron projection.
UUGUCUCUGUGUGUCUGUCGUCAACAGACCAGUGUAGAAGCAGCUAUCAGGUAGGCUAUGACAACUCUCUGAGGAUUACCUACGCCAACGGGAUGGACACCCACUACCAAACGGAGCCUCACAUCCUAACGGGCGCUGCCAACCCGACCGUCGCCAGGCGCAACAUGAGUUUGCCAGGAGAGGUUGGGCAGAACUUGGUUGAAUGGCGCUUCCGGAAAGAACAAGCCCGAGGGAAAGUUAUCGUGUUUGGACGCAAACUGAGGGU